Messenger RNA from Penicillium olsonii, 615 nucleotides. Lineage: Eukaryota; Fungi; Ascomycota; Eurotiomycetes; Eurotiales; Aspergillaceae. The record is from the annotation of a GenBank genome assembly.
AUGCAGCUCACCUCCUUCCUUGUGGCUUCUCUAGCCACCCUCGUCACAGCCGCCGAGCAGUCCACCACCAGUCGCCCAUACUUCGGAGCCGGUUUCGACUGGGCUUCCAGAGUCCCCAACUACGAAAGCACUGCCGCCAGUGUCGCCGGCAUCACCUCCCACCUCACCACAUAUGAGAUCUCCUGCUUGACCGACGCCCCCAAGAGACUCUGUAACAUUGAAACUCCCUGGACUCUCAUCCAAGGCUCCACCACCUUCAGCUUCACCGGAAAGUACCUCGCCACAACCUCUCACAAGGUCGGCACCGUAACCGUCGACCGUGAAUUCGAGUGCUCCUUCACCAGCACCAGCAAGUCUGCUUCUUGCGCCUUCGAGUACGAGAUCACGGGCUCAAACAGUGGAACUACCUACUCCACUGCGACUUCGACUUCGACUUCCAGCGUCCCCACAGACUCUAUCACGUACUAUCCUUUGAAAAUCACUGCUGGCAUUUCCAAGCUCAACAGCGCCAAGACGACCUCCACCACGGGUGCUGCUAACCCCACUGCGAAGGCCAUUAUCACUGCUGCGCCCAUGGGAGCUGCUGCCGCCGCCGCUAUCGCUGCGUUGAUCUAG